This is a messenger RNA of Ceraceosorus bombacis, 2157 nucleotides long. The record is from the annotation of a GenBank genome assembly. Lineage: Eukaryota; Fungi; Basidiomycota; Exobasidiomycetes; Ceraceosorales; Ceraceosoraceae.
AUGUCUGCCUCCAUAGGGAAAGAGCAAACCUUUGCGAGCCCGGCAGAGUACGCGACGCUGACGCGCAAUGGUGCUCAAAGAACUUCGCAAAUUGAUUCCAAGCGCUCCGAAGAUGCCGCAAGCACAUCCGACAACCAAAGCCAAAGCGAUCUGGGCAGCGACAAGCACAUCUUUUCAGAUCCUGCUGUAGCUGCGAAAUGGGCCGCAGUGUACAAAGAGUCCAAGUACGAGUGUCGUCAUCGCUUCGAUCCGCACCUCACGUGGGACGCCGAAGAGGAGCGCAAGCUGGUGCGCAAGCUCGACAUUAGAAUCAUGCGUGAGUAAGCGCGCGAGGCUUUAGGCUUCUUUCCGGGGACUUUUGCUCACCCCUCAUCCUCUGCGCUGCUCCCGGCCCUGCAGUCUUCAUCUGGGUCCUCUUUAUGAGUCUCGAGUGAGUAUGCAGCGCAGCGCAGCGCAGCAACGCACGACAACACUUUUUGACAGAUAUCAUCCACCCACACCUCUGCCCUUGUGCUUCGCUGCAGCCUCAUCCGCCGCAACAUCAAUCGCGCCUUGCCCGACAAUUUCCUCAAAGACUUGGGAAUCACUACCGACGACUUUAACAACGGCCAAGUCAUUGUGAGUGGCAGCGAGCGAGCGUGCAUCCAUCCGCACAACAUCCUCUCACGGUCAUUCUCUCGCUGCUUUCGUCCAUCGACCCGCACAACAUCCUCUCACACAUCGUCGCUCCUUCUCGCGCACGCCACUACAGUACUUUGCGAGGUAAGUCUCCCGUUUGCUCCUCGUGCGCAUCGUCGAGCGUGCACUCACAUCUCGCACACACCCCCCCCACAGUUUCCUAUUCAUGGAGCUGCCCUCUGGACUGAUCAGCAAGCGACUGGGCGCCGACAUUUGGAUUCCCGUACAAAUCGUCGUAUGGAGCAUCAUCUGCUCAGCUCAAGCCGGUCUCACCAACAAGGUCUCCUUCUUCCUCACCCGCGCCUUGCUCGGCGCAGCGCAAGGCGGCUUCAUCCCAGACGCGUGCCUGUACCUGUCCUACUUUUACACCAGCGCCGAACUCACCACUAGGCUCAGCUGGUUCUACACCGUGCUCGGCAUCAGCCAGCUCCUAGGAAGCUUCCUGGCCGCUGCCUUCAUCGAGCUUCGAGGCUGGCACGGUCUAGCGGGUUGGCAGUACCUCUUCGCCUUUGAAGGUCUCAUCACUGGCGUCGUCGGCAUCUUUGCAUUCUUCUGGAUGGUUCCCAGCGUCACUGCCUCCAAAGGCUGGCUGCGCGGCAAGAAUGGCUGGUUCAACGAGCGCGAGGAAAAGAUCCUUGUCAACAGGGUGCUGCGUGACGACGCUACGAAGGGUGAGUGCGAUUAGAUGGGGCGAGCGCAAUGGGCACCAGAAGCAGCGCCACUGACCUCGCAUCACGCGCAGGCGACAUGAACAACCGUCAAGCUGUCGACUGGAAGGGUCUUUGGCGCGCUCUCGGCGAAAAGGACUUGUGGCCGAUCUACCUGCUUGGUCUGGUCAUCUACAUUCCAUUCCAACCUCCUCAAACGUACCUCUCGCUGACACUGCGCAACCUCGGCUUCAGCGUCCUGCACUCCAAUCUCCUCGCCAUUCCCUCGCAGUUCCUCUUUGCCGUCAAUUGCCUUUGGCUCUCUUGGUUGGCGCGCCGCUACAACGAGAGGAGCCUCAUCGCCGUCUUUUCCAACGUGUGGACGCUACCUCUGCUCAUCGCGCUCCGCGCAAUCCCACACCUCAAAGACUCGUACUGGUCUUGGGUGCGCUACGCUCUCCUCACCCUCGUCGCAUCCUUUCCCUACUGCCACCCCACGCUCAUCAGCUGGCUCUCGCAAAAUUCAAAGUCGGUCAGAAACAGAGCAGUGGCGGUGUGCUUGUACAACAUGUCCUACCAAGUCGGCAGCAUCUUUGCCACGCGCAUCUUUGCCGAAAAGGACAAGCCCUACUACCCCAAGGGAUUCACCGCUCUCAUUGCCAUUUGCGCUUUCGCAAUCGUCCAGGCCUUCGCUACCAAGGUUUACUACAUUUGGCGCAAUCGAUCCAAGCAGGCAGAAUGGGCCAAACUCACCGCAGACGAGAGGAUGGAGUAUACGCUGCACAACAAGGAGGAUGGAGGCAGGCGUCUCGACGUCCGUCUCGUCCACUAA